Molecule: messenger RNA, 675 nt
Organism: Rodentolepis nana
Lineage: Eukaryota; Metazoa; Platyhelminthes; Cestoda; Cyclophyllidea; Hymenolepididae
Source: the annotation of a GenBank genome assembly
AUGUUUCCUCUUCAUCGCAGUAAAGGCGAUAUAAUCAUCAAACAAGGCGAUGAGGGUGAUAACUUCUAUAUUAUUGAUCAAGGCGAAGUUGACUAUCCCUGGGUUUCCCUAGUUGUCUUUAGGGUUGGACACCGAAUCAGGUGCUGCGCCGCGCAAUCAUGCCCGGUACGUAGUCUAAACUCAGCAACGGCUUUGAUUCUCGGCCAGUCGGCUAUGUCGGAGAGUGCCACUGUCCACUACUUCUCUGUUGUUCACCAGUCGGCUAUGUCGGAGAGUGCCACUAUCUACGUGAAUGGGGAACUAGUAAGCUGUAUAGGGGAGGGCGGAAGUUUCGGUGAAUUGGCUCUCAUCUACGGCACCCCUCGAGCGGCUACAGUGAAAGCACGGAGUGACGAGGUUAAACUAUGGGGUAUUGAUCGUGAUUCCUAUCGACGUAUCCUCAUGGGCAGCACCAUUCGCCGUCGCAAAAUGUACCAGGACUUUUUAGCUCGCGUCCCUAUACUAGAUAAUCUCGAAAAAUGGGAACGUUUAACAGUUGCCGACGCAUUGGAACCAGUUCGUUUUGAUGCUGGAGAUCGCAUAGUUCAGCAAGGCGACCCCGGAGACGAUUUUUACAUUAUUAUUGAGGUUUGUUCAAUAUCCUCAUUGCAAAUUUGUUUUGUGGCUGGCGCGUAA